CACAAGAUGGCUGCUCCCACCCUGGAACCCGUGUGAGGCCAGCGGAGACGGUCCCUGUUGUCAUUUCCUUGACGACUACGUCUGGUCUUCAUUGUUGGGCUUGUUUGGUGCCCUGUCGAGGGGGAAAGACUACAGCAAUGGCUGGGAGCCUGUCUCGGGGGGCAGGUAGGGGCUUGUGGGGCUGGGUGCCCCUAGCCUGCAGAAGCUUCUCUCUGGGGGUUCCUGGGUUGUUCCGUAUGAGGCUCACCCUCCCGCCGCCCAAAGUGGUUGAUCGUUGGAACGAGAAGAGAGCGAUGUUCGGAGUGUAUGACAACAUCGGGAUCCUAGGUAACUUUGAAAAGCACCCAAAAGAACUGAUCAAGGGCCCCAGGUGGCUUCGAGGCUGGAAGGGGAAUGAAUUGCAGCGUUGUAUCCGAAAGAAGAAAAUGGUUGGAAACAGAAUGUUCAUUGAUGACCUGCACAACCUUAAUAAACGCAUCAGCUAUCUGUACAAACAUUUUAACCGACAUGGGAAAUACCGGUAGAAGAGAAAGCAGGGAACCGUGGAAGAGGCACAUGUAUCACCUUGGAGAAGGGGAAAAGUACUUUUUCCUAGGAGGAAAGGGCUUUGUAUGCUCUGUAAUAAAAUGGAGCUUCUUUGGAA
Molecule: messenger RNA, 643 nt
Organism: Galeopterus variegatus (Sunda flying lemur)
Lineage: Eukaryota; Metazoa; Chordata; Mammalia; Dermoptera; Cynocephalidae
Gene: MRPL51
Product: mitochondrial ribosomal protein L51
Exons: 3
Coding region: 138-524 (128 amino acids)
Biological process (GO): translation
Cellular component (GO): mitochondrial large ribosomal subunit
Molecular function (GO): structural constituent of ribosome
Source: RefSeq, a predicted model, not a curated record